This is a messenger RNA of Camelina sativa (false flax), 2522 nucleotides long. Lineage: Eukaryota; Viridiplantae; Streptophyta; Magnoliopsida; Brassicales; Brassicaceae. The record is from RefSeq and is a predicted model, not a curated record.
GUAGUAGUAGACCUUUUAGAAGUUCUUACUUCUUACGCAUUCACCUUUUGGUUGAUUUGGGAUUUUCUCAUUUUUGUUGGCUUCUUCUUCUGCAACAAAGCGCUUUGGUCGAUUUAUCUUUAUCCCCCCCGGCUCAAAGCUCCCAACUUCUUCAGAAUCCGGCGAAGAUAUAAUUUUUAUCAACAAGUUCUUCGAGCAGCAGAGAGCUAUGUCUCUUUUAAAGUCUCUUUAGCGACAAUUGCCUUUCGUGGGGUUUCUCUUUUUUUUUAUCGGCGACCCGUCGCUACAGGCAAAAAAAGUAAAGUUCGGGCGUUUGUACCAAGUGUAGGAUACAGUUGCUGUUAGUCAGCAAAAGAGAAGCUUAAGGUGGGGGUUAAAACUGUGAUGCUGAAUGUUUGGACCAACAGGUGGGUUGGGGAUGAAUCCCUCAAUGGAUGAUAUGAACUUAAUCCAGCAGGCACAAAGGCAUCAGCUUGUUGUAAGUAAUCUUGGCGAAGAAAUUGAUUUGGAAAUUGGACCUGGAGAUGAUGACGCUGCUUUUGCUAACAAUUCAUUGAUUGGCGGGCCUCCACGGGACCCCUCUACUGGGGAGCAUGAUGAAACGAAGCAUAUGGUUUUGGUAUCUGACCUGCCCGGUGAGGAUCAGGAUAUGUCAAAGGGUCAACCGGUGAAGAGAAAGAAAAAAGUUGUCAAACGGUGGAGAGAGGAAUGGGCUGACACGUACAAGUGGGCUUAUGUCGAUAUGAAGGAUGGAACAGCUAGGAUAUUUUGUUCUAUUUGCAGAGAGUAUGGUAGAAAACAUCGAAGAAAUCCUUACGGUAAUGAAGGAAGUAGAAACAUGCAGAUGAGUGCAUUAGAAGAACACAACAAUAGUUUACUACACAAAGAAGCUCUGCGUCUCCAAACGGCUUCCAAAGAAAAGAUUGUUGUUGACAAGCCCAUUUAUGUGAAGACUCUUAUGUCAAAAAGUGCUGGUUCAAUUGUUGAGGGUGCCCUGAAACGAGAUCCUAAUGAGAUUGAAUUUGUUCAAUCUGUACAAGAAUCUGUGCAUGCUCUAGAGCGGGUAAUUGCAAAAAAUUCUCAUUAUGUCAAUAUUAUGGAGCGGCUACUAGAACCUGAACGUAUGAUAGUUUUUCGAGUUCCAUGGAUUGAUGAUCGUGGUGAAACACAUGUAAACCGUGGCUUUAGAGUUCAGUUCAAUCAAGCACUGGGUCCAUGUAGGGGAGGUAUCCGAUUUCAUCCAUCCAUGAACUUAAGCAUUGCCAAAUUUCUUGGCUUUCAGCAGACGUUGAAAAAUGCUCUGUCACCAUAUAAACUGGGAGGGGCAUCUGGUGGAAGCGACUUUGAUCCUAAAGGCAAAAGUGACAAUGAGAUUAUGAGAUUUUGCCAAAGUUUCAUGAAUGAGAUGUACAGAUACAUGGGUCCUGACAAAGAUCUUCCAUCAGAGGAGGUCGGUGUUGGUACUCGGGAAAUGGGAUAUCUUUUCGGACAAUACAGACGACUUGCUGGUCAGUUUCAGGGAAGUUUUACAGGACCGAGGAUAUAUUGGGCUGCUUCUAGCCUCAGAACUGAAGCUAGUGGCUAUGGUGUGGUGUACUUUGCACGACUUAUGCUUGCAGAUAUGAAUAAGGAAAUCAAGGGACUAAGAUGUGUCGUGAGCGGUUGCGGGAAGAUUGCGAUGCAUGUUGUAGAGAAGCUAAUUGCUUGUGGAGCCCAUCCGGUUACAGUUUCAGAUUCAAAAGGAUAUUUGGUGGACGAUGACGGAUUUGAUUAUAUGAAACUUGCAUUCUUGAGAGAUAUAAAAUCCCAACAGAGAAGUUUGAGAGAUUAUUCCAAGACGUAUGCAAGGGCGAAAUACUUUGAUGAACUAAAGCCUUGGAAUGAAAGGUGUGAUGUAGCAUUUCCUUGUGCUUCUCAGAAUGAAGUUGAUCAAGCAGAUGCCAUUAAUCUGGUCAAUGCAGGCUGCCGCUUACUGGUAGAAGGCUCAAACAUGCCAUGUACAGCUGAAGCAGUCGAUGUUUUCAGAAAGGCGAGUGUUCUGAUUGCUCCUGCCAUUGCUGCUGGAGCUGGUGGAGUUGCUGCUGGUGAAAUUGAAGUACUCCGUGAAUCUAAUUCAAUGCAAUGGUCAGCAGAAGAUUUUGAGUCUAGAUUACAGGAAGCACUAAAGCAGACUUAUGAAAAAGCUCUUAAAGCAGCAAAUGAUUUUGGCUAUCAGAAAGAAAGCCCUGAGGCACUUCUACAUGGAGCAACAAUUGCAGCAUUUUUAAAUAUAGCUCAAGCCAUGACUGACCAAGGUUGUGUCUAGCUAAAUAGGCCCUGCAUAGUACCGGCAGGAGUUCUGUCUUAAAAACCUAAUGGAGGAGUAACAUUGGACUCUGUGUAACAUAUUAGGUCCAAUCUAUAUCAUAAUUUAGAUAUAUAUACUCUGAUAGGAAUGCUAUUUUUAUUUAAACAGCCAUAGUACGUUCACUAUGAUUAUUUGACUUGCAAAAAUGGAAGAUAAUAGCUUUAACAAGGGUUUC